This is a messenger RNA of Oncorhynchus mykiss (rainbow trout), 1114 nucleotides long. RefSeq names its product cannabinoid receptor interacting protein 1b (gene cnrip1b). Gene Ontology annotation, biological process: negative regulation of signaling receptor activity. Lineage: Eukaryota; Metazoa; Chordata; Actinopteri; Salmoniformes; Salmonidae. Gene Ontology annotation, molecular function: type 1 cannabinoid receptor binding. The record is from RefSeq and is a predicted model, not a curated record. Gene Ontology annotation, cellular component: plasma membrane.
CAUCAAUCGUUCUGUUGGAAUUCAGCGUGCAGCCGCGGUUUCACAUCUGCGCUUUUCUGUUGUUCACUCAGGUAGGAUUGGAUUUGAGCACAAACGCAUACCUCAACAAGAAUGGCUAUCGCAAUCGUCAAGAUCGGAAUUUCAUUGAAAAUGCUACCGAAUAACAGUGCCGUGUUCUUCAAAUCGGACGGUGGGAGAUUUGGCCAAACCAGGACGAUUAAAUUGCUAACGGGGUCAAAGUACAAGAUUGAAGUGGUUGUCAAACCUGGGGCUGCAGAGGCAACCACUAUGAGUGUAGGCGGAGUCAUCUUCCCCUUGGAGCAGAAGUCUAGAGACCCCCAGUCUGUAGUCUACACUGGCGUCUACAACACAGAGGGCGUGACUCACACCAAGAGUGGAGACAGACAAGCUGUACAGAUCAGCUUGCAGUUCACAGAGGUGGGCUCUUUUGAAGUGGUGUGGCAGGUGAAGUACUACAACUACAAUAAGAGGGACCACUGCCAGGGAGGCAACAGUUUCAACAGCAUCGAGUACGAGUGCAAGCCCAACGAGACGCGCAGCCUGAUGUGGGUCAACAAGGAGCUGUUCGUCUGAUGGACCAACCAACACAGACAGCAUCAGGGUUGUGUUCAUUAGGCACCAAAACGGAAGUUAACGUAGUGAAACUGGGCGGUACUACCUGAAAUUACAAAAGCUGAAGAACAUACGCACAUCCAGGUGCUUUCCGCAGGUACUGGAGUUGUAGGCAAACUCAUGGAAAACAGAAAGGAAAACGCCUCACCCGAAGUUAGCCAAUGAAAAUACCCGUUACAGUUUUCCGUUGCAAAAUGUUUUGCUACGGUGUGCCCUAAUGAACACGACCCUGAUGUCACUGAAAUGAGAGAUGGAUGACAAUCAGCUGCUGUGUGUUUCAGCUGUAGCCAGCCUGUAAACCCCUCAAAGUGGAUCAUUUGCUGACUACUCGUGAAACUGUUAACCCAAACAUCUUUUCCUCAGAGUCUGUUGUGGCAUAAUGUUCACCCUCAGGUGUAUUCUGUUCCAUGGAGGGCUUGUGUGUGUGUGUGUUAUCUAUUUAUAUGUAUGAAGGCAGUGUGUGUGUGUGUGUGUGUGUGUG